GGACCCGCGGGCGGCCCGGGGCUGGGAUCCGGCCCGCCGCACCCCGGCGUCCCGCCGCACCCCGGCGUCUCUCGGCGGCGCGGGCGGACGCUGCUGGUGCGGCACCUGCCCGCCGAGCUGACGGCGGCGGAGAAGGAGGAUCUGCUGCAGCACUUCGGGGCCGUGUCUGUGCGCGUCCUGUCGGACCACGGGCGGCUGAAACAUACUGCUUUUGCCACCUUUCCCAGUGAAAACGCAGCUGCAAAGGCUUUAUCAAGACUGCAUCAGCUGAAACUUUUGGGUCACACAUUAGUUGUUGAAUUUGCAAAGGAGCAAGAGAGUGCACAGGUACUUAGCCAGCCUUCUGUCUCAGACAAGUGCAAAAGUUUAGAAGAACCAGUGAAAGAAGAAAAGAUAGAACCGAACUGUAUUAAAAUAGAGAACGGAAUUGCACCAAACCAUGGCCUCACCUUUCCCAUCAAUUCUUGCCUCAAAUAUUUGUAUCCACCACCUUCAAGUUCAAUUCUAGCAAAUAUAGCAAAUGCCUUGGCAAGCGUGCCCAAAUUUUAUGUCCAGGUACUCCAUCUGAUGAAUAAAAUGAAUCUUCCUCCACCUUUUGGACCAAUUACUGCUCGUCCUCCAAUGUAUGAAGAGUAUUUACCAGUGCCUGUGCCACCUCCCCCAAUCCCACCUCUGCCUCCUGAGGAGCCUCCUUUGCCUGAAGAGGAAGAAGGACUGUCUAGUGGGGAUGAAUCAGAAUAUGAAAGUGAUAAUGAUGAGGAAAAGGAGAGAAUGACCAAGUUGAUGGAAUUAGCAACCCUUCAGCCUAAAAGACCAAUAAACACAAAGAAGCGUGGUGUUAGAAAAAAGCAAAGAAUUAAAGACAUGUUGAAUGUUCCUGUGUGUACUUCCCACAGUAACUCGCACCCUACACUGUCACCUUCAGAUGUCUUUGAGCAGCUGCAGCACGUAGGUCAUAAAAAAAUAGAGUUUCAUAUUAGUACUGAGAUCCCAGCUGUUCUUCAGAUAAACCCAGAAAAAGAAGAAAAAAAUGACCUUUAUGCAACCACGGAAGAAAUCAAUAAUACAGGCUUUGGAAGGAUUUUCCCAGCUCCUAGCUCAAACGAUAAAAUGGAAACUGAAGAGGAAGAUGAUGAAAUACCAUCAGAAUUUAUUUCUAGAAAGGAUCUAGAAAAAAACAGGCUUUCUAGAGAAGAAAUGGAAAAAUAUUCUGUUUUCAAAAACUAUGAGCCAGGUGAUCCGAAUUGCAGGAUAUAUGUGAAGAAUUUAGCUAAACAAGUUCAAGAAAAGGAUCUUAAGUUCAUUUUUGGAAGAUAUGUUGACUUCCAGUCAGAGGUGGAACGCAAUAUGUUUGAUAUCCGUUUGAUGAAAGAAGGCCGGAUGAAGGGACAGGCUUUCAUUGGACUUCCAAAUGAGAAAGCAGCUGCUAAAGCACUAAAAGAAGCAAAUGGCUAUGUCUUAUUUGAAAAACCCAUGGUGGUUCAAUUUGCUCGUUCAGCUAGACCAAAACAGGAUGCCAACGAAGGGAAAAGAAAAAAGUAAAACCCUGCACAAGGUCCCUUUUGUGUUCCUUCUCUUUCAAGUAAUAUCAAGCUGGAGAAGAAACAGUGUGAUCAUCAGGACUCUUGAACUGUGCGUACUUGCAUUUCUAAAGUAUUGGAGGCAGAGAAUAAAUUCUCCCGUCUUAAAGAUUCCACAUAUCUUUAAAUAUCACAAGGCUUACUACAUCAUAAAUGUAUGUUAGAUUGCUUGUGAAAUCUAAUAAAUUAUUUCUCUUCUCUUCA
Onychostruthus taczanowskii (white-rumped snowfinch) is the source of this 1784-nucleotide messenger RNA. It is a transcript of the gene RNPC3, whose product is annotated as RNA binding region (RNP1, RRM) containing 3. The transcript has 15 exons. The annotation marks the transcript as partial. Lineage: Eukaryota; Metazoa; Chordata; Aves; Passeriformes; Passeridae. The record is from RefSeq and is a predicted model, not a curated record. Gene Ontology annotation, cellular component: U12-type spliceosomal complex. Gene Ontology annotation, biological process: mRNA splicing, via spliceosome. Gene Ontology annotation, molecular function: U12 snRNA binding; pre-mRNA intronic binding; protein binding.